Messenger RNA from Protopterus annectens (West African lungfish), 1024 nucleotides. RefSeq names its product protein spire homolog 1-like. NCBI's taxonomy places the organism in Eukaryota, Metazoa, Chordata, Ceratodontiformes, Protopteridae. Gene Ontology annotation, molecular function: actin binding. Gene Ontology annotation, biological process: cleavage furrow formation; establishment of meiotic spindle localization; actin filament polymerization. The coding region runs from base 134 to 1024 and encodes 296 amino acids. Gene Ontology annotation, cellular component: cell cortex; cytoplasmic vesicle membrane. The transcript is spliced from 5 exons. The record is from RefSeq and is a predicted model, not a curated record.
GUGGAGGUGGAGUAUUGAUUGAAGCAUUUGGGGAAUGUUGACGGAUACACUGGUUCAUUAAGGUAGUAUUUGUAUGCGUGUGUUAGGCUGUGGUAUUGGACUAUAUUUAUUACCUGUGAACAAUGAAUAAGAAAUGAUGGCGAAACGAGAGGAUGAUGUAGCCGGUAAAGUAGAUUCGACGGGGCCGGUUACCACACAGCAAAUCCUGGUUGGUACUGAGGAGACAGAGGAUUUAGAAAGAGCUUCUGGUACUGUGUUAGACAAGGCUGAUGGUGGUACUUCUUCCAGCUUGGAUACCGGAGAGGAUGAAUUAUCUCUGGAUGAGAUUUUAAAUCUCUAUAACCAGCCCAUCAAUGAAGAGCAAGCCUGGGCUGUGUGCUACCAGUGCUGUUGCGCUUUAGACAGGCGGGAGGCGCAGCUUGAAAGUGGAAAUAACUGUAUGCGACGGAUUGAGAGCGCAGCGGAGGUUCGAAUCCGAAGGGAUGGCACCGUGUUAUUGUGUGUUUUGAAAGAUGAUACCAGUGAUUUCCAGUGUACUCAAAAAGAGGUAAUUGAGUCAUUGGGUAUUAUCAUUUACAAAGCUUUGGACUAUGGGUUGAAGGCGAAUGAAGAAAGGGAGCUGACCCCUCCCCUUGAGAAGCUGAUUGACCUCAUGACUACCAUCACAGAGUGUGAUGAAGAUGCAAAUAAAGAUGAAGGAUAUGAAGCACAAGAGGAGGAAGAGGAGGAGGUGGAGAAGACAUCAGAAGACAUUACCAGAAUCUCUUGUUUUGAGCAUGUAAAGAAGAUAUGUGCUUCACAUCUGACUACUCCAGCAGAAGCACAGCAUCACUACCAGGCUGUAUGUCGAGCCUUGUUUGCUGAAACCAUGGAGCUGCGGACAUUUCUAUCCAAGAUCAAGAAUGCAAGGGAGCACUUACAGAAGAUGCAAGAAAUGGACAAGGAGACAACUGGUGAAUCUGGCAGCCUCGAUGAGCUGAAAAAUACUGACUGGGUAAGGCAGUUGCACUCUAAUUCAUAUUAG